UCGGUUGCAGUAUGGGAUUUACGGGACACCUUAUCAUUGGGUCGUUCAUGCUGUCUACCUCGUUGUGGUGGAUGUUCAACAUGUUUCGGGAUUACUCGGUGAGUAAAAGGAAAGGAUCCGUCUUCAAAUCGAGGAUUAGUUACGUCAGCACCAGCUGUCCCAAGAUACCACUGGAAGCGAUCUGGAAGGUUGUUGGGUUUACGUUCGUACUCCUGUGUGAAGUAGGCUCGUCAAAACUAAUAUUCAUUGACCCAGCUGACGGCGGAUUUAGGGCAGAUUCCAUAAUCAACCUACAGCACAUGACAAUGUACGGGAUGUUCACAGUGCACGCAUGUGUUGAUCUACUCGCCUGGAAAUUCCCGGUACCCGAUGGAUUGAGUUCUGUCACAUUCUCCCUGGCCCUGUUAUGGAGUGGCGUCAGUAUUCGGAGUGGACACAACAGAAACGCUUUUCUGGUCCUGAUUCACACCCUCCCGACCUACGUCAUGAUUGUAGCGGCUGUCUUGAUCCUAGUGGAGCUCUACAAUAACUACUCCUGCUUCAUCGCCUCAGCGUUCCGGGCCUUCGCCACUAUGUUACUGGGAACCUGGUUCUUUCAGAUGGCUUUCAUUUCCUUUGACCGACAUGAAUUGAUAGGUCAUGCUCCAAACCCUCACUGGGACCAGUCUGACGUACGGAACAUACACAUGCUGGUCGCCCUGUUUGGGGGACAUAUUAUUAUGGAUAUGAUUGUUGCUAUGGUGUUUUACAUAGCAAUGAACCUUCUGUACGGUCGUGGAAAUUACGAUUAUAAGACCGAGCAGCUUGGCGAGGGACACGAAAAGCUGAUCGGGAUAAAAUCUCCGGACUUUGUUGAACAGAAAUUGAUAUGCUAAAUGACGGUCGUUGUUUAAAGUGAUUGCAGACUAUCUUCGGUUUGUGCGCCUGGCAUUUUUAUAUGCUUUAUGGAGAGGCUUCUGUGAAGUUUAAACACCACGAGCGUCUCAAACAAUGACGUUUUAAUUACACCAUCUCUAUCUUGUUUUAUCUCCUCUCUUUUUAUUUUGGAUCGGCAUGUCCAAACGUUUGUUGAUAUUUUAUGCAGAUAAACGCCAUUGUCACUACAGA
Messenger RNA from Pecten maximus, 1107 nucleotides. Its product is annotated as transmembrane protein 45A-like. The transcript is spliced from 5 exons. Lineage: Eukaryota; Metazoa; Mollusca; Bivalvia; Pectinida; Pectinidae. The coding region runs from base 12 to 875 and encodes 287 amino acids. The record is from RefSeq and is a predicted model, not a curated record.